This is a messenger RNA of Delphinapterus leucas (beluga whale), 2192 nucleotides long. RefSeq names its product ClpB family mitochondrial disaggregase (gene CLPB). The record is from RefSeq and is a predicted model, not a curated record. Gene Ontology annotation, biological process: cellular response to heat. Gene Ontology annotation, cellular component: cytoplasm; mitochondrion. Gene Ontology annotation, molecular function: protein binding; ATP hydrolysis activity; ATP binding. NCBI's taxonomy places the organism in Eukaryota, Metazoa, Chordata, Mammalia, Artiodactyla, Monodontidae.
UGUUGGACGUGGCCAGUACAGGGGCCGGCACCAGGGGGUUAUCGAAGCAGCUGUCACUAUGCUGGGGUCCCUGGUGUUGAGGAGAACAGCGCCGGCGCCGCGGCUGUUCCUCCAGCUGUUUAGGUCCCCAUCUCUCCGGAGCCGUGGGAGUGCCACCGACCGGAGUGUGAGCACCGGGGGACGCGGGGAGCCUCAGUGGCUGAGGGCAGCCAUCGGGGGGCGCCCUGGAACAUCGCCGACCUUACUCACAAGAGAAGGGGCAGCCACUGGGGGGCGCCAGAGAGGAGGUACCGAGAUCCCCUGCCUCGCAGCCGCCACGUGGGGACACCUUCCUAGCCCCGAAGACACUCUGCCUGGACAGGACAGCUGGAACGGGGCCCUCAACAGGGCCGGAAUGGGCGUGUGGGCGCUGGCGACGGUGCUGGUGGUACACUGUUACAGCAAGAGCCCGUCCAACAAGGAUGCAGCCCUGGUGGAAGCUGUUCGAGCCAACAAUGUCCAAGAAGUCAACAGGCUGUUGUCGGAAGGUGCUGAUGUCAAUGCAAGGCACAGACUUGGCUGGACAGCACUCAUGGUGGCAGCCAUCAACCGAAACGACAGUGUGGUGCAGGUCCUGCUUGCAGCUGGUGCUGACCCAAACCUCGGGGAUGAUUUCAGCAGUGUUUACAAGACCGCCAAGGAGCAGGGAAUCCAUUCUUUAGAAGUCCUGGUCACCCGAGAGGAUGACUUCAACAACCGGCUGAACAACCGUGCCAGCUUCAAGGGCUGCACAGCCCUGCACUAUGCUGUCCUUGCCGACGACUACCGCACCGUCAGGGAGCUGCUUGGUGGAGGAGCUAACCCCCUGCAGAGGAAUGAAAUGGGACACACACCCUUGGAUUAUGCUCGAGAAGGGGAGGUGAUGAAGCUUUUAAGGACUUCUGAGGCCAAGUACCGAGAGAAGCAGCAGAAACGUGAGGCCGAGGAACGGCGCCGCUUUCCCCUGGAGCAGCGGCUGAAGGAGCACAUCAUUGGCCAGGAGAGUGCCAUCGCCACAGUAGGUGCUGCGAUCCGGAGGAAGGAGAAUGGCUGGUACGACGAAGAACAUCCUCUUGUCUUCCUCUUCCUGGGAUCAUCUGGAAUAGGAAAAACAGAACUGGCCAAGCAGACAGCCAAAUAUAUGCACAAAGAUGCCAAAAAGGGUUUCAUCAGGCUUGACAUGUCUGAGUUCCAGGAGCGGCAUGAGGUGGCCAAAUUUAUUGGGUCCCCACCAGGCUACAUCGGCCAUGAGGAGGGUGGCCAGCUGACCAAGAAGCUGAAGCAGUGCCCCAACGCUGUGGUGCUCUUCGAUGAGGUGGACAAAGCCCAUCCAGAUGUGCUCACCAUCAUGCUGCAGCUGUUUGAUGAGGGCCGGCUGACAGAUGGAAAAGGGAAGACCAUCGACUGCAAGGACGCCAUCUUCAUCAUGACCUCCAACGUGGGCAGUGACGAGAUAGCACAGCACGCACUGCAGCUGAGGCAGGAAGCUUUGGAGAUGAGCCAUAACCGGAUCGCCGAGAACCUUGGGGAUGUCCAGACUAGUGACAAGAUCACCAUCUCUAAGAACUUCAAGGAAAAUGUGAUUCGCCCCAUCCUAAAAGCUCACUUCAGGAGAGAUGAGUUUCUGGGACGAAUCAAUGAGAUCGUCUACUUCCUCCCCUUCUGCCACUCGGAGCUCAUCCAACUCGUCAACAAGGAGCUGAAUUUCUGGGCCAAGAGAGCCAAGCAAAGGCACAACAUCACACUGCUCUGGGACCGUGAGGUGGCAGACGUGUUGGUUGACGGCUACAACGUGCACUAUGGCGCCCGCUCCAUUAAGCAUGAGGUGGAGCGCCGUGUGGUAAACCAGCUGGCAGCCGCCUACGAGCAGGACCUGCUGCCAGGGGGCUGCACUCUGCGCAUCACUGUGGAGGACUCAGACAAGCAGCUACUCAAGAGUCCUGAACUGCCCUCACCCCAGGCUGAGAAGCGUCCACCCAAGCUGCGGCUGGAGAUCAUCGAUAAGGACAGCAAGACCCACAGAUUGGACAUCCAGGCACCACUAAACCCUGAGAAGGUGUGCCACACCCUCUAGUGUCUACCUACCUGCCUAUACGUGCCCUGAACACCUAAUAAAGCCCCCUUGGCUGUGGCAUGGUAACGACCUACCUUCUCCUCCUGCCUCUCACUCCUCU